Messenger RNA from Phoenix dactylifera (date palm), 1245 nucleotides. Its product is annotated as GDSL esterase/lipase At2g04570-like. Lineage: Eukaryota; Viridiplantae; Streptophyta; Magnoliopsida; Arecales; Arecaceae. The record is from RefSeq and is a predicted model, not a curated record. Gene Ontology annotation, molecular function: hydrolase activity, acting on ester bonds.
GCGCGCCUUAGCUUCUCUGCAGUUCUCACCAACCCAACUAUUUAGUCAUUACCCCACUCGCCUCCGCAUUUCUCUUCCUGGUUGGAGAUGUCACCAAACAGUCUGCCUUGGCUUCUGCUGCUUCAGCUCUUGCUGCAUCUCGCUGAGAUCGCUGCCAAAGUCCCGGCAAUCAUCAUCUUCGGGGACUCGUCGGUGGACACCGGGAACAACAACUACAUACAGACCACCGCAAGGAGCAACUUCAAGCCUUACGGCCGGGACUUCAUCGGCGGUCAGCCCACAGGUCGAUUCUGCAACGGGCGGCUUGCGACCGACUUCAUCUCGGAAGCCUUCGGGCUCCCGCCGGCCGUGCCGGCCUAUCUCGAUCCCAAGUACGGCAUCAAGGACUUCGCCUCCGGCGUCUGCUUCGCCUCCGCCGGCAGCGGCUUCGACAACACCACAUCUGACGUGCUGUCCGUCCUAACUCCAUGGAAGCAAUUGGAGUUUUUCAAAGAAUUCAGUGGCAAGCUGAAGGCUUACCAAGGGGAAGCCCAGGCCCAAGAGACAUUGAGCGAGGCUCUGUAUAUUAUAAGCUUGGGAACUAAUGAUUUCCUCGAGAACUACUACAUGGUGCCCUGCGGCCGGCGCUCGCAGUAUACCGUGGAAGAGUACCAGGACUUCCUAAUCGGCAUUGCUGAAGGUUUCGUCAGGGAAAUCUACCAGUUGGGUGCUCGCAAAGUAGACCUCGCCGGCAUCCUUCCGAUGGGGUGUUUGCCGUUGGAACGAGCCACCAAUCCGAUGAUCGGGGCUUGCAACGAGAUGUACAACAAGGUGGCGUCGGAUUUUAACGGCAAGCUGCAGUUCUCGAUCGAAAAGCUUAACCGCGAAUUGCAUGGUAUCAGAAUCGUAUACAGCGAUAUCUACCAAGUUUUCUUGGAUGUCGUCCGGACGCCAUCGACAUAUGGAUUUGAGGACGCAGAAUCCGGCUGUUGCGCCACUGGAAUUUUUGAGAUGGGAUACUUUUGCAACACAAGGAGUGUGUUCACAUGCCAGGAUGCCAACAAGUAUGUCUUCUGGGAUGCGUUCCACCCAACCGAGAGGAUGAACCGCAUCGUUGCCGAUCAAGUGAUGAACGCUACUCUCGGCAUAUUUAAGUAAUGCAUGUAUUGCUGGAUUGGAGUGACACAUAUUACCAUGUAAAUCUAAUAUUAUUCUCAUCCGGAGUUAUAUAACCAUGCUACGUACGUGCAAUUACGUUUUUAUUCA